AUGCCCGCCCAGUCCACGCUCUCCAGCGACGAAAAGUCCAAGGUCAAGACCGCGAUCCCCGCCAGCAGCAACAAGAUCCACACCGCCGCGCUCGCGCGCAUCUACUACGCCUACCCGCAGCCGAGCGAGUGGUCGUACGCCGGGCUGCAGGGCGCGCUCGCGUUCGUCACGGACAAGGCCCGGAAUGCGCUCAUCAUGAAGAUGGUCGACCUCGCGGGCACGCGCGGCAUCAUCUGGGAGCACGAGCUCUAUGAGGGCUUCGAGUAUAACCAGGACCGCCCGUUCUUCCACUCCUUUCCUGGCGAUGACUGCAUGAUCGGCGUGGUCUUCGCCGACGAAGGCGAAGCGAAGACGUUCUACAAGAAAGUGACCACCACGAAGCCGAGCACUGGUGCGUCUCCCGAGAAGACCAAGUCCUCCAAGAAGAAGAAGGCCUCCAAGGGCGGCAAGAUCGACAAGUCGAUGAUCUCGGGGCCGACGGCGGGCUCGUUCAAGCACGUCGCGCACAUGGGGUACGACGCCGAGAAGGGGUUCACGUCCACGAACGUCGACCCGUCGUGGACGUCCUUCCUCCAGCAGCUCGAGAGCCAGGGCAUCGCGCGCGAGAUGAUCGACAGCAAUAUGGACUUCAUCAAGGACUUCGUCCGCGACGCGCAGAAGGCCCCGCCGCCCGCGCCCUCCGCGAAGAAGAAGCCACCCCCGCCGCCUGCUCCUCGCCGC
Molecule: messenger RNA, 720 nt
Organism: Fomitopsis serialis
Lineage: Eukaryota; Fungi; Basidiomycota; Agaricomycetes; Polyporales; Fomitopsidaceae
Exons: 3
Biological process (GO): actin filament organization
Source: RefSeq, a predicted model, not a curated record